Rodentolepis nana is the source of this 462-nucleotide messenger RNA. The record is from the annotation of a GenBank genome assembly. Lineage: Eukaryota; Metazoa; Platyhelminthes; Cestoda; Cyclophyllidea; Hymenolepididae.
AUGACCCAACAUCUGUCCGAAGUGAUAAGGCCAGGCCGUGUCGCCAUGCAAGAAAUAAUUCGUGAAGGCCUCUGGAAGAUUCAAGGAGAUCAAAUCAACAUCAAUGGGGAUCCAGCCAAAAGAGAGAUCCGCUAUCUGAAGGUCAUUUCCAAGAGCACCACUUGACUCUAAGAUGGAUUUCAUAGCAACUGUGUGUUUAGGGACAAAUGCAAUCAGUUUGGUUCGCUUUAUCUGCGCCUUACGAUCAACUUCAGCAUGAUCAAGAACAGUUUGAACGGAAUUUCGAGUAGGUGAGAUGACAUAAACUAAUCUUGAAAAAGAUGCCUCAGGGGGUAACUCUUGGAUUUUGAAGAUCUUUUUCACCCCCAGGCUGGAGAGAAAAUGCAUUGAAACAGUGCGAUCCAUGGCUCUAAGCAAUCCGGGCUCAAUGAGCAUGUAUUUAUCUCCUGGCAGCUUUUUUAG